AUGGCUCGCCGGUUCAAAAUAUUCAAACAUCAUGCACAGCAUGUGCACGCACACAACACUUAUGUUCCUGAAGAUCCAGAGGAAGCAGCCAUUUAUUGUCGCAAAAGAAGGCAACUCGAAUUACUUCUUUCAAAAGGCGAAGAUAUCUCACACAUCGAUGACCAGUAUGUGCCAUUGGAGUUAUAUAUUAAUGCUGAUGGGAGCGAUCCAUUUCUUAGUGAAUAUGAUAAGGACUUGUUGAAGCAGAUCGAAGAGAGGGAAGCACACGGUGCUGUCAAAGAUGAUACAGUAGAGUCGUUUGCUUAG
Molecule: messenger RNA, 306 nt
Organism: Miscanthus lutarioriparius
Lineage: Eukaryota; Viridiplantae; Streptophyta; Magnoliopsida; Poales; Poaceae
Source: the annotation of a GenBank genome assembly